Messenger RNA from Drosophila bipectinata, 2321 nucleotides. It is a transcript of the gene Ent1, whose product is annotated as Equilibrative nucleoside transporter 1. Gene Ontology annotation, molecular function: nucleoside transmembrane transporter activity. NCBI's taxonomy places the organism in Eukaryota, Metazoa, Arthropoda, Insecta, Diptera, Drosophilidae. The record is from RefSeq and is a predicted model, not a curated record. Gene Ontology annotation, biological process: nucleoside transmembrane transport. Gene Ontology annotation, cellular component: plasma membrane.
UUUCUUAGACGCGUAAUACUCUGUUUUAUUUUGUUUUGUAGUCUAAUCAGUAAUUACCUCUCAAGGCAUAAAUUUUUUGUAUUAAACAAAGCCAUUUAAAUUUAAAUAAUGCUGAAACAAUAGAGGAAGCAGCCUGUUGCAGCUGUUGUUGAAAUCAAGCGGAGUAAAUGAUCUGAAAGUUGUGCGGGCAAACUCCACACCCUGAACGGACUACACUUAACACACCCUGAAACUACAGAAUGCCAUCAAACGAUGACACCGAGAGGCUCCUGGACAGCACCCAGGAUGAAGAAAAUGAUGUUGGAACGGAGGGCAGCUUUGUGCCUGCCUUCCGUCCGCAGGAUCACCAGCAGCAGUACAACCUGGCGGAUGAGCGAUAUUUGCACGAAAGGACCCAGGAUGAAGUAGUUCUGGUCUCCAAUGAACCCACCAGCGGUAGACUCUUCACCUAUUUUGUGUUCUAUCUAUUGGGAAUUGGAACAAUGACACCCUGGAAUUUUUUUGUGACGGCGGAAGAUUACUGGAAGUACAAAUUCCGUAAUACCUCGAUCAAUGCCACAGAUUUGGACGAGGAACUCACCCCGCUGCAAAAAAGUUUCACCUGUGAUUUGGCAUUGACCGCCACUAUUUCGGGAACAACUUUCCUGAUUCUCAAUGCCAUUUACGGGCAUCAUGUCUCCCUGCGCACUAAGAUGCUGGGCACCCUUUGGAUGAUUCUGGUCUUGUUUGGGAUAACCACAGGUUUCGUGGAGAUCAAUACGGACAAAUGGCAAGAGCAGUUCUUUUUGAUAACUCUUGUGAUUGUGGUUCUGCUGAAUAUUUCGGCAGCUACCAUGUCAGGAGCUUUGUACGGUGUCGCUGGCCUGUUUCCGUCUGAGUUCAUCACAGCUGUCGUCAGUGGACAGGCUCUUGGUGGCAUUCUCACAGCGCUGGCUUUUAUACUCGUGCUUGCAUUUGAUACUGGUCCGAACACUACUGCCUUUAUAUUUUUCAUAUUUGGUGGAGCACUCAUCCUGCUCUGCAUCGUGUGCUAUGUGAUCCUGGCUCGUAGGCCAUUUUUCAAGUAUUAUCUGGAAGGUGGCGACAAGUACAAGGUGAUUAGUGCCGUGCCCUCGCACAGUCCCAAUGACGGAGCCGAAGGUGUGCCCUUGGAACCGAUAAUGCGUCAGGUGAUGUCGAAAAUCUAUUUACAUGCCAGCUGCCUGGCAUUGUUGUACACCACCACGCUCUCCGUUUAUCCGUCGGUUACAGUGCUCAUGCAAUCGGAGUAUGGACACAGCGAGUGGACAGAUGUCUACUAUCUUCCGGUGGUCAACUAUCUGUUCUUCAACUGUGGCGACUACUUUGGACGUCUUUUGGCGGGCUGGUGGGAGCGACCAAAGAACCAAGGCACUUCACUUCUUAUUACCAUCGUGCGUAUGGUCUUCAUUCCUUUCUUCUUGUGCUCCAACUCCAGUGAGCACCAGUUCCUGCCUACUCUGGUCAAGCACGACUACACUUUUAUCGCCAUGAUAAUCGUAUUUGCCCUGUCCAACGGCUAUCUAACCAAUAUACUGCUCAUAUCGGCGCCCAGGAGCGUCAAACAGCACGAGAAGGAACUGGCUUCCUCCAUUAUGGCCGCUGCCUUGAGUUGUGGCAUGGCAGUGGGAUCGUUUCUCAGCCUGGUAUUCGUUCAGAUGCUGUGAUACUUGCAACUGCCAGGAAUUUUAACGAGUCUGCAAAAUGGUGCCUUAGAAAAUUAUAUAAUCAAAAGGUUUUAUAAUUUUGUGUUACCUGAUCUUGAUUUCAUAUCAUUAGCGCUUAGUGUUUUUUAUAUCCCGACAUCUUCCCCAUUCUAAUUCAAUUCGAUUUGUAUAGAUUUGAGAUUCUUGUUUGUCAAUUUUUGUCUAAUCUUUAUAAUAACUUCAAGGGCUAACGAUAAGUUUAUAAUUUUGCCAAGCCGAUCAAUUUUAAUGUAAAAAAAGGCUUUAGUUUCUUUUGGUUUAACGUUUAUUUUUAGGAUUUUUUGCGGAUCACAACAACAAUGGUGAUUAAUUUUAUUAUUUUUUUAUUUAGACAUUUUUUUUAUCGAUUUAUCUAAUGAACUCCAUUGUAAACACUGACUGUUUGACUUUAAUUGAUUUAAAAUGUACAGAUUAAUUGUUUUUAAACGCCCUGAACUGUCAAGAAUUUAGUACAUUGAUUUAUCCUGUAAUUGUUUGAUUUUGUAAUUGUUAAAUUUGUAAUAGUUGAAUCAAAGCUGAAUGUUUUAAAAUCAUUUUACAAUUUUAAGUCAAUAAAGUGGAAUAGUUAUAGAUUUACUUAAAUAUACAUUGAAAAUA